GUGCGGCUGCUGACAUAGUGUUUCUAGUGGAUUCCUCUUGGAGUGCUGGGAAGGACCGUUUCCUGCUCGUUCAAGAGUUUCUGUCUGAUGUUGUAGAGUCUUUAGCUGUGGGAGACAAUGAUUUCCAUUUUGCUCUGGUCCGGCUCAACGGAAACCCACAUACCGAGUUCCUGUUAAAUACGUACCACACUAAGCAAGAAGUCCUCUCUCAUAUUCUGAACAUGUCUUACAUUGGGGGAAGCAGUCAUACGGGAAAAGGAUUAGAAUACAUAAUUCACAGCCACCUCACCGAGGCUUCUGGAAGCCGGGCCGCUGCUGGAGUCCCUCAGGUUAUCAUAGUGUUAACCGAUGGACAAUCAGAGGACGGCUUCGCUCUGCCCUCAGCGGAACUUAAGUCUGCGGACGUUAACGUGUUUGCAGUUGGAGUUGAGGAUGCAGAUGAAAGAGCCUUAAGAGAAAUAGCCAGCGAACCGCUCAGUAUGCAUGUUUUCAACCUAGAGAACGUUACCUCACUUCAUGAUAUAGUAGGGAACUUAGUGUCCUGUAUACACUCCUCCGUGAAUUCAGAGAGGGCUGGGGAUACGGAAAGCCUUAAAGACAUCACAGCACAAGACUCAGCCGACAUUGUUUUCCUUAUUGAUGACUCAGACAACACCGGAAGUGCCAAUUUUGCUGUCAUUCGAGACUUCCUUGUAAAUGUCCUUGAGAGACUCUCAGUUGGAAAUCAGCAGAUCCGAGUGGGGGUGGUCCAGUAUAGUGAUGAACCCAGAACCAUUUUCUCCUUGGAUGCCUACCCCUCCAAGGCCAUGGUUCUGGAUGCUGUGAAAAGGCUCGGCUUUGCUGGGGGGGAGUUGGCCAACAUAGGCCUGGCCCUUGACUUUGUGGUGGAGAAUCACUUCACUCGGACAGGUGGCAGCCGGGCAGAGGAAGGGGUCCCCCAGGUGCUGGUUCUCAUAAGUGCCGGGCCUUCUAGUGAUGAGAUCCGGGAUGGGGUGUUAGCUCUGAAGCAGGCUAGUGUGUUCUCAUUUGGCCUUGGAGCCCAGGCUGCCUCCAGGGCAGAGCUUCAACACAUAGCUACCGAUGACAGCUUGGUGUUUACUGUCCCGGAUAUCCGUAGCUUUGGGGACCUCCAGGAGCAAUUACUGCCGUACCUUGUUGGUGUGGCCCAAAGGCACAUUGUCUUGCAACCGCCAACUAUUGUCACACAAGUCAUGGAAGUCAACAAGAGGGACAUAGUCUUCCUGGUGGAUGGUUCCUCCAGCCUGGGGCAGUCCAACUUCAAUGCCAUCAAAGACUUCAUUACCAAAGUCAUCCAGAGGCUGGAAAUCGGACAAGACCUGGUUCAGGUGUCAGUGGCUCAGUAUGCAGAUACUGUCAAGCCCGAGUUCUAUUUAAAUACCUACCACACCAAAAGGGAUGCCAUAGCGGUUGUGAAGAGGAUGAAGGCCCUGGAAGGCUCAGCCCUCUACACGGGCUCGGCUCUGGACUUUGUUCGAAAUAACCUGUUCACUAGCUCAGCUGGCCAUAGGGCAGCUGAGGGGGUCCCUAAGCUCCUGGUGCUGAUGACGGGUGGUAAGUCCCUCGAUGAGGUCAGCCAGCCGGCCCAGGAGCUGAAGCGGGGCAGCAUCAUGGCCUUUGCCGUGGGCAGCAGGGCUGCUGAUGAGGACGAGCUGAAAGAGAUCGCUUUUGACUCCUCCCUGGUCUUCACUCCUGCUGAGUUCCGCCCUGCUCCUUUGCUAAGCAUGCUACCCAAUCUGCUGGCGCCCCUCAGGACCCUCACUGGAACCACAGAAGUUCACGUAAACAAACGGGAUAUCAUCUUCCUUUUGGAUGGAUCCGACAACGUUGGAAAAAACAAUUUUCCUUACGUGCGUGACUUUGUAACCAACCUAGUUAACAGCCUCGAUGUUGGAAGUGACAAUAUCCGUGUCGGCUUAGUGCAAUUUAGUGACACUCCCGUCACAGAGUUCUCUCUAGACACUUACCAGACCAAGUCAGAGAUGCUUGCUCACCUGAGGCGCUUGCAGCUCAAGGGGGGCUCGGGCCUGAACACAGGCUCUGCCUUGAGCUAUGUCCAUGCCAAUCACUUCACGGAGGCAGGCGGCAGCAGGAUCCAGGAACGUGUGCCUCAGCUGCUGCUCCUGCUUCUGGCGGGCCCUUCUGACGAUGCCUAUUUGCAAGCUGCCAAUGCCCUGGUGCGCGAGGGCGUGCUGACCUUCUGUGUGGGGGCCAGCCGGGCGGAUAAGGCUGAGCUAGAGCACAUUGCUUUUAAUCCGAGCCUGGUGUAUCUCAUGGGCGAUUUCAGCUCCCUUCCAGAUUUGCCUCAACAGCUGAUCCAGCCCCUAACCACAUAUAUUAGCGGAGGUGUGCAGGAAGUUCCACUAACCCAGCCAGGUAAACCUCCCGCCAGUGUGGGCCCCUCCCCCUCCUCAGAUGUCCUCCCGGCAGCAGUGACCAAUGCCACCCCAGAGGGGAAGGAUGGCAAGUGGGUUCACUUUGGUUGGACCAGUUGAAGACACUGCUGUAGAAAACUUAGACUCUAAGUGUAGAGCACUCAGCUGUGCCCUGUUCAUGCUGUCUCGGAUUUAUUUGGAAG
This is a messenger RNA of Cricetulus griseus (Chinese hamster), 2596 nucleotides long. Lineage: Eukaryota; Metazoa; Chordata; Mammalia; Rodentia; Cricetidae. The record is from RefSeq and is a predicted model, not a curated record.